AGGCAGCACUGAUAGGCAUUGAUAGGUGGCACUGAUAGGUGGCACUGAUGGGCAGUACUAAUGGGCGGCACUGAUAGGGGGCACUGAUUUAACUGAUGGGCACUGAUUGCAAGCACAGAUGGGCACUUUUAGCUGCUUGGGGCUGCACAGAUCACCAGGACACUGAUGAUCUGUGCCCUGAUGAUCAGUAUAGCCGGUGAUCAGUUGUGAUUGGACACAGCUGGUCACAUGGUAAAAGUGGCUGUGAUUGGCCG
Messenger RNA from Staurois parvus, 254 nucleotides. NCBI's taxonomy places the organism in Eukaryota, Metazoa, Chordata, Amphibia, Anura, Ranidae. The record is from the annotation of a GenBank genome assembly.